AUGACGGCCAUUUCUGAGCUGCAUGGGGAGGUAUUGGACCUAGAUGAAUUCGCAUGGCACGGCGCCGAGACCUUGGAAGCUGAAAAGCACAAGCGGAAAGCCGUUCCAGAGGACGCUGCUCGGAAGAGGGCUGCUCACAGUGCGAAAGAGCAAAUUGAUGACAGAAGCUCGGCCGGCCAAGGUUGCCCGAAGCCAAAGUAUCGCCAGGCGAAGGAAGAAGAUUCCUCCGUGGAAGUGCUGUGUUUCAGCUGUCGCCGAGCGCAAGACAAUUCAAUUCAGCUGAGCAUGGCAACCUUCUUCAAGAAGGUGCAUGAUGAAGCGCUUCCAACUACCAUCGUGAUAGACCUUGAGGAGCCGCCAUCCAUAGAUCCGUCCGUUUGCUCCCGCUGCCGGCGGCAACUGCGACACAAGCUGCCAACUUACAAAGCACCGGCAGAUGCCAUGAGGGGAAGUGGCGAGCUUCCACAGCUUCAGCGGUUGCGCACAUACCGGCGAACUGCAGACCGGCAGGGCGUGCCAUUUACAAUCUCCGAACGAAGUGCGUGUGCCUUGAUGCGUCGUCCGUGUUUCGGAUGCGGCGUGCCCGCGCCCUUGCGCGGCCACGGCCUCACGCGGCUUCGUAUCUGGCCCGCAGGAGUUGCCAAGCCGGAUCGCAGUGGCUUCAUGGGCCCUUAUUGCGAGGAAAAUCUGGCACCUGCUUGCACGAUGUGCAACAUGAUGAAGGGACAUCGAAGAAUCUCAGGGUUCGUCGAAUGCUGCCGACACAUUGCCACAAAGCACACGGAAGGAGAGCAGUUUGGUGAGUACCCACACCGUUUCCGGGACAAUGUGUCAAGAAGAUCACGGUCCUGCUACAUCUCUCAGUCGAGCACUCACACGAAGACGCACUCCUUGACGAACGAGCAAUUCAAUGCUAUCGUGUCCGAGCCAUGCUUCUACUGCGGCAAGGAGCCCCGGAAGCCAAAGACGAAUGGGCCAGAAGAUCGUGGCCACUUCAAUGGCCUGGACAGGCUGGACUCCGAAAACCGGGUCUAUGCUAAAGAAACAACUGUUGCAGCCUGUGGGGACUGCAACAUCAUGAAGUAUCGGUGGGAGCUCCAGGAAUUCCUGGAGCAGUGCCGGCAGGUUGCGCGUUUCCACAAGGGCACGGCCAGCAGCUGA
Molecule: messenger RNA, 1161 nt
Organism: Symbiodinium pilosum
Lineage: Eukaryota; Dinophyceae; Suessiales; Symbiodiniaceae
Source: the annotation of a GenBank genome assembly